Prorocentrum cordatum is the source of this 1725-nucleotide messenger RNA. The record is from the annotation of a GenBank genome assembly. Lineage: Eukaryota; Dinophyceae; Prorocentrales; Prorocentraceae.
UGGCCCGAGCUGCCCAAGCGGAGCGGACCUCCCCAGCCCCCGGACAGCCGGCGACGCGAGCACGCGGCCCCCGAGGUUAUAGGUUCCAGCCGCCCCCCCUGCAGGGCGCACUUCGGCUUCCAGGAGAGGCCCCUCCUGGAUGCCCGCGGUGGCGGGCCCCGGGAACCGAGGCGGAGGGGGAGACCCCGUGAUUGGCCGUCGUCUCGGAGCUGGGGCCUCGGCGCCUGGGCCGGCCAUGCUCGUCUCGGUGGUGGCGUGCAGCGGGCGCGAGCUCGCGGCCCUGGAGGCCGACCCGUCGUGGCAGCUGGGCGACCUCCUCGUGGCGGUCCCCAAGCCAGAGGGGGCGGCUGGUCACUGGCUGCGAAUCUUCUUCGGGGAGACGGAGCUGUGCGGCGUCGCGACGCUGGGCGAGAUCGGGGUCCAGGGCGGCAGCGAGCUUACCCUCGUGGUCACCAGGUCGCGCCGCAUGGUGACGUGCCACGGGCAUGAGGCGAAGAUCUGGGCCGCCGACUCAGGGGAGUGCCUGCGCACGCUGAUAGGCCACGAGGGCUACGUGACGUCCGCCGUGCUCUCGGCGGACGGUCAGCAGGCGCUGACGGCCUCGUGUGAUCGGACGGCGAAGGUCUGGGGCGCCAGCUCUGGGGAGUGCCUGCGCACGCUGGUAGGCCACAGGGGCCGCGUGACGUCUGCCGCCUUGUCGAUGGACGGGCAGCGGGCGCUGACGGCUGCGUGGGAUGGGACGGCGAGGGUCUGGGGCAUCAACUCCGGGGAGUGCCUGCGCACUCUGGUAGGCCACCAUGGCCACGUGACGUCGGCCUCGUUCUCGGUGGACGGGCAGCAGGUGCUGACGGCCUCGUCGGACUCGACGGCGAAGGUCUGGGCUGCCAGUUCUGGGGAGUGCCUGCGCACGCUGGAAGGCCACCAUGGCCACGUGUGGUCCGCCGUGUUCUCGGUGGACGGGCAGCAGGUUCUGACGGCCUCGUCGGACUCGACGGCGAAGGUCUGGGCCGCCGACUCCGGGGACUGCCUGCGCACGCUGGUAGGCCACCAGGACUCCGUGACAUCCGCCGUGUUUUCGCCGGACGGCCAGCGGGUGCUGACGGCCUCGUGGGACGCGACGGCGAAUGUCUGGGCCGCCGACUCUGGGGAGUGCCUGCGCACGCUGGUAGGCCACCUGGGCCGCGUAACGUCCGCCGUGUUCUCGGCGGACGGGCAGCAGGCGCUGACGGCCUCGCUGGACAGGACGGCGAAGCUCUGGGCCGCCGACUCCGGGGAGUGCCUGCGCACGCUGAGGCGCGCCGGGAACAAGGCCUGCUUCGCGCCGUAGUCGCCCCGCGGCAGGCGGCACCGAGCGGUGGCGCGGGCGAAGGGUCCAUGGAAGCACUUGGCGUCGAACAUCGGCCCCGCGCUCGUGGAGGUGACCUGAGAUGAAGGGACUCGUUCGCAGAUCGAGCCCAACGAGACCGACUACAUAACCUCGGAUUCGGCCGACGUCGACUCGGACAGCAACGUGGAGACUCGCACGGACACCGCAGGCUCCAGCCAGCAGUGAUGGGCAGCACCGCGCCCCCGGAGAGGCCCCGCGGGCGGCCGCAGGCAACACGGCGCGGGUGCAAGAACGGCUCCGGCGGAGCCCGGCCCGGGCGAGCCGCGCGGAGCACUGUGCGCCCGCGGUGCGGAGCGGAGCGGUGCGGAGUGCCGCGCCUCCAAGAAGGAUGACGGAUG